AUGGGCAAAAAAUUAAAAAUAACCAGAGUUACGUCAAAUCCUCAAAGGGCAAUAGUUAGAAGCACGGUGCGAGAAGAUGUGGAAGAGAGCCAAAAUUCUAAACCCAAGGAAUUUAAUCGUAUUAAAUACCGCCAAACCACGUUAGAUGGUAAAUUUGUGAAAGAGAAACCUUCAAAGCCAAAAACAAAAAAAAGCUAUGAAAUAGACCUAAGCGAAAAUGAGCAGAUAAUUAUUGAAUUAGAGACAGAUAGUAAAAAGAAAUGUUGCAAGUGUAAUGAGCCUGCAGUUAUGAGAACGAUCAGGCAUGGUCAAAAUUCAGGAAGAAGAUUCUGGGGCUGUAAAAAUUAUGGGGACAAGAAUUUUUGUGGCUUCUUUGAGUUUGAAGAAGAAUUCCUGGAAUAG
Blepharisma stoltei is the source of this 402-nucleotide messenger RNA. The record is from the annotation of a GenBank genome assembly. Lineage: Eukaryota; Ciliophora; Heterotrichea; Heterotrichida; Blepharismidae.